AUGCUUCGUUUCUCGCUUGUCGCCGCACUCCUUCUUGUGGCUUCGUGUUUCGCCGAUGAUGAGCAAAAGCUGAGCUGGAAGGACGACGACGGACUCGAAAUCAAAAUCAUUCGGCCGAUCAAAGCCGAGAAGUGCAAAAUCAAGUCGCAAGAGGGCGACGUUGUCGAUCAAUGGUACAAAUUGAGCGACAAGGACGGCAAAGAGAUUGGAAGCAACUUCAACAAGAAGCCAUACACGUUCACCCUUGGUAAAGGACAAGUGAUUCCGGGAAUGGAUCGUGCCAUGACCGGAAUGUGCAUUGGCGAGAAGCGCAAGGUCGUCAUUCCGGGAGCGCUCGGAUUCGGCGCCAAGGGAAGAGAACGCGACAACAUCGGCGAGGAUCAGGUCCUUUACUAUACCGUUCAGCUCGUUGAUUUGUUCCGAGCGAUUCCGGGAGACAAAUGGACCACUGAUGAGGGAAUCGUCAUCGAGCAGACGCACAAGAUUGAUGAGGAUCAAUGCAAGAAGUCGAAGACCGGCGACACGAUUCAUCAGCAAUACGUGCUCCACUUGGAAGACGGAACAUUUGUCGACUCGUCGUUCUCGCGAAACGCUCCGUUCAUUUUCAAGCUCAACAAUGGCGAAGUCAUCAAGGGAAUGGACAUCGCGAUGACGGGAAUGUGCGAGGGCGAACGCCGAAAGGUGAUCAUCCCGUCGGACUUUGGCUAUGGCGACGACGGUCGCGCGCCGGCGAUUCCCGGAAAAGCUCGCCUCUACUUUGACAUCACGUUGGAGAAGCUCAUCACACGCGAUGAGCUUUAA
Caenorhabditis bovis is the source of this 801-nucleotide messenger RNA. The record is from the annotation of a GenBank genome assembly. NCBI's taxonomy places the organism in Eukaryota, Metazoa, Nematoda, Chromadorea, Rhabditida, Rhabditidae.